This is a messenger RNA of Cotesia congregata, 5241 nucleotides long. Lineage: Eukaryota; Metazoa; Arthropoda; Insecta; Hymenoptera; Braconidae. The record is from the annotation of a GenBank genome assembly.
AUAUUAAUUGUCGAGAUGUUUCAAAUAUGUGGGGAAGGAGUGAUUUUGUUGAACAACAACUCCACCGCGUCGAGAAUUUGCUCCAUGUCCGACGAGGGACGUGUCAUGAGUUCAGAAGCUCUCAAAGAUGACGAGUUAUUUGAAAUCAGGAUUGAUAAAAAGAUACGAUCUCGAUACGGAAAGAUUGAAAUAGGAGUAUGUACAAAUGACCCAGAGACAAUGAGGACAGUGGGUUGGACACCUAGUUUGCAAAUCUGGAUGAUGACAAAUGCUGGGAUUAUUCACACGACUAAUGAUUUGAAGGAGCAUCUUAUUUCAGAACCCACUUACGGAACAGCAACAAACGUACCAACCCGUUUGUACACCGUAGUUGCAAUGUUCUUUGACUUCGUCCAAGUAACGAUAACAAACCCAAAGCCAUUACUUUUGACAAAUGAGCCGAAAGACGAGAUGGAGAUCAACAAUGACUUUUCAAUGGGCGAAGGAACGUCUACGAGUAUGGUCGCUAAUUUAAACGUCAAUCUUAAUGUCAAUAUGAACGUAAAUUUACCAAAAAAUCCGAGCCCAGCUGCCAUCCGUGAGGACCGACUGAGAUUUCACGAGCGCGUUGGAUCAUUGGUGAAAUUAUCAAACAACGCUCGGACCGCUGAAAGACGCAGGCCACUAGAUGAGUUCAACAACGGAGUGGUGAUGACUCACAGGCCGCUGAGAGACAACGAGCUGUUUGAAAUCCGUAUUGACAGAUUGGUGGACAAGUGGUCGGGCAGCAUUGAAGUUGGUGUAACCACCCACAGUCCAACGGGGCUUAAAUUUCCAGCGACCAUGACGAAUAUGCGGUCGGGCACUACGAUGAUGUCCGGUUGCGGGAUUCUGACAAACGGAAAGGGGAUCCAAAGAGAGUACGGAGAUAUUAAUUUAGAUGAGCUACGAGAGGGCGACAGAGUUGGAAUGAUUAGAAGGUGCAAUGGCAAUUUACAUUAUUUAAUUAAUGGUCUGGACCAAGGUAUAGCUGCUAAAGUACCCCCUGGAAUCUGGGGAGUCGUUGAACUUUACGGGAUGACUGUAAAAGUGACAAUUGUUGAUCGGGAUGAACGCGAAGAACAAAAUCUCGUUACUCGGCGGAAUAAUUUACAUUUGCAAGGAUUAACAGAGGUUGAAGAAGAGGAGACUCUUGACCGGUUGACCUUUCAUCCGUGCUGUGGUACUCACGCUGAUGUAAUAAACAAUGGGCGUACUGCACACCGGCCUAAUGCUAUGGACGACUUCAAUAAUGGUGUGGUACUUACAAUGAGACCAUUGAGACCGAACGAAUUGUUUGAAGUCAGGCUGGAUAAAAUAGUUACCAAGUGGGCGGGCUCUAUUGAGAUUGGUGUGACCACACACUCGCCAACUGAACUUGAAUUUCCUUUUACGAUGACCAAUGUACGCUCUGGCACGUGGAUCAUGACUGGCAAUGGAGUUAUGCACAACGGAACGUCUAUUAUUGAUCAGUAUGGCCAGAAUCUUGAUCGCCUCCAAGUUGGAGAUCGCGUUGGAGUCAUGAGAAAGGACACUGGGACGCUGCAUUUUUUUGUCAAUGGUACAGAUCAGGGGGCUGCUGCUGUUGGUGUUCCGGAAAGAGUCUACGGGGUUAUUGAUUUGUAUGGUCAAGCUACGCAGGCUACUAUUGUUGAUAACACUGAUUUUUACAGUCCUACUACUAAUAAUUCUAGUUUUAGCAACACGACUUUGUAUAGCGAUUUAAGAUUUCAUCAUGUACAUGGCAAGCACGCGAGGAUUUCAAAUAAUGGACUGACAGCCUCGAGAAUACGAGCUUUGGGGGAAUUUAAUGAGGCUAUCGUGAUCGCUAAUCGACCUUUACGUGAUGGCGAACUUUUUGAAGUUUCUAUUGACAAAAUGGUUGGACGGUGGUCUGGUGCUAUCGAAGCUGGCGUGACGGCAAUAAGACCCGAUGAAUUAGAAUUCCCAUCAACAAUGACCGACAUAGACCACGACACAUGGAUGUUAUCAGGCUCAACAGUGAUGCGAGACGGCGUAACCCUUCGCCACCAUUAUUCCUGCGAUCUAGAUAAGCUCGUCGAAGGAAAUAGGAUCGGUAUGAUGCGAUGUGCCGACUCAAGCCUCCACUAUUACCUCGAUGGAGUCGACCAAGGUACUGCGUGCAGUGGUCUUCCGCCUCACGUAUACCCAGUGAUUGAUUUGUAUGCGCAGUGUGCCCAGGUCACCAUUGUCCAGCCGGAGCGACGUGAUACAAUAACCCAGCAGUACUUGCCUUCAGAGAACAGUAUCAGUCAGCAACCGACCUCAGUGAUACAACCCCAAGCUCCCAUGGAGAUUACCCACAAGUUCCACGAGUCAGUGGGGCUCAAUAUUCAACUGAACACAGAUCGAGUUAUCGCUGCGCGCUGUCGCGAGUACAAUAAUGCCGUUUUACUGAGUGAGAGUGGCCUCGAGAACAAUGAACUGUUUGAAAUAGCCAUCCAAGAAGUUGCGUAUGAAUGGAGUGGCUCGCUAAAAAUAGGAGUCGUAGAAAAUCCAAAUGGAAAUUGGCUGACCUCGAUGGACUUAGUUCCAGGAAUGACUUCAAUUCCCGUAGACGCUUGGUACCUAACCGGGAAUGAAGUCAGGUACAAGGGCAAUGUCCUCAGCUCUAAUUACUGUCCCAGUUUGGAUUGGUUAAGAGUCGGUGAUAAAUUAGGAGUAAAAAGGAGCCACGAGGGCAAUUUAAAAUUUUACAUCAACGGAGAAGACAUGGGAGUUGCUGCAGUUAAUGUUCCUGAGAUGGUUUGGGUGGUGGUUGAAUUAUUUGGAAGCACAGUAGCUGUUAGUAUCACCAGCAGCAAGCAACAGCUUCCAGCAAUUUCACCCAAUGCCAGUUUAAGACUGCAAGACUCGCUGGAACUUCUGCUGGACCCAAUGCCGCUAACUAUGAGAAACGACGGAGGCAUGGACACGUCGAUAGACGCCUCAGAAGCUAAACUCCAGGAAAUUAUUUUAACUCCUACCCAACCGAUUAUCACCUCUACCGGUGAAACGGUGGACUGGUGUUACGAGUUUCACGAGAAUCAUGGAAGAAAUGUUGAGCUAGAAGGUCAAACUGUAGCUCGUAGAGUCGCUAGUUACAAUCAAGGCGUUGUGAUGACCAACCGGCCGUUAAUAAAGGGCAAGAUAUUUCAAGUGGAAAUAGAGAAAGUUAAUGACCGUUGGGUGUCGGGGAUUCUAUGUGGCGUAACUUGUAUCUCGCCUGAGAAAGCUUCGUUUCCUUUGACGGCUUUGGGGUUCAAAAAAUACUCGUGGAUUAUUUGCAGUGACUGGAUGUCUCACAACGGCACUAAAGUUAAGACCCGCUACGGUGGAAAUUUGGAAAGUGUCCAAGCUGGCUCGACUGUAGGCUUGUUAAUUGAUGAAGAUUCAAGAUUACAUCUUUAUGUUAAUGGAUCUGAUCAGGGAGUAGCAGCAACUGAUCUUCCGCCGUAUGUUUACGGAGUUAUUGAUCUUUAUGGUCAGGUUGAACAAGUUUCGAUAGUUGGUCCUGUUGCUGAAGCUGUUCUUACUAACAACGACGCUAUUAAUAUGGCGAUUGCCAAUAAUGUUGAGCGUGUUAGUGAUGAAAUUGAGGACGUUGAAAAUUCCAGGGAAAAAGCUGACCUAGAGUGUCAUGAGAAGGAAAAUGUCCUUGAAAUUCCGUCCAGUCUACCUUUAAAUAUUCAAGAUGAAUUGACUAACUUUAAUGCAAUACAGACUACUUCAUCCCGGGGGAAUUUGUUGGAAAAUGCUACUGCUAAUAUAGCUGCCCCUUCAACUGCAUCGAUUGAUAAUAUUACGCAUUUUAAUAAUGAUCUUCCUGGCAAGUCGAUGACCAGCAGCUGUAAUUCUGACAGCAAUAAUUCAACAAGUGAAUUGGAAAUUUCUAAUGAGCCACUUGUUACUGCUACUGCUACUACUACUGCUGGUUCUGUUGUUGUUGUUGCUGAUGGUCUGGAGUGUUUUAAAUUUAAAAAUAAUAUUAAUCAUCCAGAUGAUUCGUAUGACAAUAAUACUAUGUCUAACAACGAUUUGGAUAAUGAUAAUGAUAAUCAAGAUGAGCAAGUUUCUAAUGGCAUGAUGAUGAGCAGCUUGAGAAAUAAUGACUGUACAAAUGUAGAGAUAAACAAUGCAACGAAUAUAAAUAUUAAAAAUGGUUCAGCUGCUACGUCUAGCAAUAUGUCGAGUUUAAAUACUGCUAUUAAUUCUAUGAAUGCCAACAAUGCAAUUAAUGAAAGUAUCGCGUCUAACGGGCAAUUAAAUAAUAUUCCUGGUUUUCAUCAAAAUUCUAAUAAUUUAAAUGUCAAUGUUAAUCUUAAUAAUAUUAAUCAGGAUAAUAAUUCUCAAUGCAAUCUUUUGAGUAAUUUAGCAGCGACGUCUUUCAAUACAUCUAUUACUUUGCAGUCUCAAGAAUCCCAAUCGAUUAAUCGUCAGCAGCUUCAUCAGAGUAAACAGAAUUCCAAUAGUGCCAUACUACCCAAUCAAAAUCAAAUUUCAAGUCAUAAUUCACAACAAUCUACGUUGAGUUCUACGAGGACAUCGUCUUCACCACCUACGCCGUUGAACUCGACUAUUAUUUUAUCACCCUCGAAAAAGUGUGAAUAUUUGAAAGCUUGUAAGAGAUUGAAGAAGUCACUUGUUCUGCCAGAUGAGUUUUUUUCACUUGAUGAAAUUACUUGUUAUUGCAAUUUGUGUUAUAAAGUUGAUAGUGAUGGAGCUAUUUGUAAGAAAGGAGAUCCUCCGGCGGAAUUUGCGGUUCCUAUUGGGUGGGUUAGAUUCCCUCUUAAGCAGACUAUCAAUGCUAAUCAAAUUCCGCAGAGUACUACUGAUAAGUGGCAUGUUGCUUACUAUGGAACACGUUUGGAUUCAAUUAGAUGGAUUCUUGAUCGCGGAGAAUUAUUACCCAUGGAACAAUUGGACACCAGUAAUUUAACAACAAUUAUUGAUAGUGAAGAUCAAAAUCCACAGGUUGUAUUCUCGCCGAAUAUCAAGUACGUCGCUUCUGAAGGCAUUAAAAAAUAUCCAUACAUUGACACUCAAUCAAAUAAAAAAUUAAAUGCUUCAACGGCGUUUCAAUUACUGGUGAGACCUGGAUCUUACACGAUGGGCUCAGACAAACAGCACGGAGCAGACGGAGUUGAACCUAUGGAAUGGGCUACUAAAGAAGCUGGUGCCACAGUUAUCAUAGCUCUUCUAAUUAAUCUCGAUGAAUUUUAA